AUGGCAAACAAAAAAUCAAGAUUAUCUCGAUAUUUAAGAUUUGGUGGAAGCUCCCGCAGUGAUGCUAAUGGUCAUACAGUCUUUAAGUUUCAAGAACUUGCAGCUGCCACAAGGAAUCUUGCACCAGAAUCCCUUUUGGGCGAAGGAGGAUACGGGCGAUCAUACAGAGGUUGCUUAAAGAGAAGUGGACAGGUAGUUGCAAUUAGACAAGUUAGCGAGACAAGCAUAAGUAACAUCUACAGAUACAAUGAUGAGCAGACAAUGUUUUCGACAAUUCGUAUGUGCAGCCUCUUAGACCAUCCUAACAUAGCCGAAAUGAUUGAAUACUGCAUUAAUGCACAUGACAAAGACCAGAUAUUUCUUGUCUACGACUUCAUGCCGUUGGGAUCCUUGAAGGAUCAUUUGCAUGGUAAGAAGCUUCUGGACUGGAAUACGAGGAUGAAAAUUGCAGCUGGUGCAGCAAAAGGACUUAAAUGCUUGCAUGAUAAAUCAGAUCCUCCUGUAAUCCAUGGAAAUAUUAAACCUUCCAACAUUCUCUUAUGCGAAGGAUAUCACCCCAAGCUGUCAGACUUCCUCGGGUUUAAAGAACGGAUUCCAGAAACUGACGAGUCUAGCCAUCAAAGGUGUUUCGGCCAUCAUUGUUAUCGCCAUGCACCUGAAUACUAUAUGGAUUUUAAACUCACUCAACAAUCAGACAUCUACAGUUUUGGAUUUGCAAAACGUGAAUUAGUGGGCGGCAAUGAAUUCACAACGGUGGCUGAUCCACUAAUGAAAGGCCAUUAUCCGGAGCAAGGCUUAUACCAAGCUCUUUUUCUUGCAGCUGAGUGUUUACAGACUGGAGAUGUCGCUCGGCCUCGUAUAGGAUAUGUUGUGAAUGUUCUAUCAAAUUUAGCUUCUGAAAUUUACAACCCAAAUGCUAUCCAGAUUAACCGAGCAGGCGCACUGACUAUUGGCAAUGUUGAGAAGGAAAGACUAAGAGAUCAAUGGCGACAUGUCUGGUCUACGGUCUUGUUUUGUACUGGCAGGUCCCUUUAUUGA
This is a messenger RNA of Papaver somniferum (opium poppy), 1038 nucleotides long. RefSeq names its product receptor-like cytoplasmic kinase 185. Gene Ontology annotation, biological process: protein phosphorylation. Gene Ontology annotation, molecular function: ATP binding; protein kinase activity. The transcript has 3 exons. NCBI's taxonomy places the organism in Eukaryota, Viridiplantae, Streptophyta, Magnoliopsida, Ranunculales, Papaveraceae. The coding region runs from base 1 to 1038 and encodes 345 amino acids. The record is from RefSeq and is a predicted model, not a curated record.